UGUUGCGAUCAGUUGAGUGUUGGACGUCAGAGCGCAACGAUGGAGGAGGAACUCCGCUGUCCCGCGUGCAAACAGUUCUUCAUGAACCCGGUGCUGCUGCCGUGCUACCACACGCUGUGCAUCGGGUGCGCCGUGUCCCUGCAGCAACCGGCGUGCCAACACGCGCAGCAACAGGUCGCGGCCGCCGUGGCCGCCCACCAACACCACCCGCCCCCGGGGGCGGCCCUGCCGGCCGCCGCCACGGCCAUGCCGACGGCCUCGAGCAGCAGCAGUGACACCGCCAGCGACUCGGCCGUCGGCGAACACGACUUCCCCGACGUCGACAAACUGUCCAUCCUGAGCGAGACCGACUCGGGGGUGGUCUGCAGCAGCCGCCCCAACAGCUACGUCGGCACCCCCAACCUGCAGGGUGUGCUGCUCUUCCCGCCACACGCGGCCGCCCUCUCGCUCCCUUGUCCCGUUUGCCACAAGGUGGUUUACUUUGACGAGAACGGCGCCAACAACCUGCCCAAGUACCGGGCGAUGCAGAACAUCGUGGACAAGUACACGGACUCGAAGCGUCUGCAGAUGAAGUUCACGCAGCGCGUGCCGUGCCAGUUGUGCGCCGAGGAGCCGCCGCGCCAGGCCACCGUCAAGUGCGAACAGUGCGACGUGUGGUACUGCGACCCGUGUCGCGACAGCUGCCACCCGGCCCGCGGGCCCCUCGCCAAACACGCGCUGCUGGACGUGCGCGGCCCGCCCAAGGGCAGUCCGGCCCGGCCGACGCCGGCCCUCGACGCCUCGUCGCGCUGCGCCGAACACGCCGACGAGGCCCUCAGCCUCUACUGCAUGCUGUGCAAGGUGGCCGCCUGUCCGCAGUGCGUCCUGCAGGACUCGAGACACGCCAGCCACGACGUCCAGGCCAUCACGGCAAUGUGCAAGGCGCAAAAGACCGAGUUGUCACAGAACCUGCAGCAGCUGUCGGAAAAGGCCAAAUGCACGACCGAGUUCAUCCACAGGCUAAAAGGGUUGACAGACAAAGUGACAGAAAACAGCACAGUUUUCGAAAGUGCAGUGGAAGCGCAGUGCAUGGAAUUGAUCGCCGCUCUGGAAGCGAGGAAGGCGCAGCUGUUGGACUUUGUGCGUCAGGAGAGGGAGAUGAGGCUGCGUUCGCUCAGGGAGCAGAUGACCCUGUGCACCGCCAGGUUGCAGCAGACCACCGCCCUCUUGCAGUUUUGCAUUGAGGCGCUCAAGGAAACCGACUCGGUCAGCUUUUUGCAGAUUGGUUCCAUGUUGAUCGCGAGAGCCGCAAACGCCGACCUCACCUGGCACAAAGACUUCAGCAGUGCCCCCCGCGUGUCCCCGGAGUUCGACCUGACCCUCGACGACAAGGCUGUUUUGCGGGCAGUUGAGCAGCUCAAUUUCAUCCAAAUGAAGCCACCCGCGGCGCCGACCAUCAUUCCCGAGGAGUGCAGCGCCGAGAACAACAGCGUCACCGUGGCCUGGCAGCCGCCGCCGACGUCUUACGUGGAGGGUUACGUCCUGGAAUUGGAUGACGGCUGCGGCGGAGAGUUCAGAGAGGUGUACUGCGGAAAGGAAACGAUUUGCACCGUGGACGGCCUGCAUUUCCACUCGCUAUACAACGCCAGAGUCAGAGCUUUCAACAGCACAGGUGAAGGGCCUUACAGCGAGUGCAUCGGUCUACAAACAGCUGAAGUUGCUUGGUUCACCUUCGACCCGAACACUGCGCCGCCCGAACUGAGGUUUUCAGAAGACAACUGCACAGUGACUGGCGACGGAUACGAACACCGGGUGGCCCUUGGCUCGGUUGGUUUUUCCCGCGGAGUCCACUACUGGGAGUACACGAUUAAUCGGUACGACGCGGACGCCGACCCCAGCUUCGGAGUGGCCAGGAUAGACGUGACCCGGGAACAAAUGCUAGGAAAAGACGACAAAGGCUGGAGCAUGUACAUUGACAGGCAGAGGUCGUGGUUUAUGCACGGAAGCGUUCACGACCAGAGAUGUGACGGCGGCAUUGCGGUUGGUUCCACAAUCGGGGUCUUGCUUGAUCUGGAAAGGCGGCAAAUCAGUUUCUACGUCAACGAUGAACCCCAGGGUCCAAUUGCAUUUAAAGACCUCUUCGGCGUUUUCUACCCCGCCAUCAGCAUAAACCGCGGAGUGACCGUGACCCUUCACACCGCACUUGACCCUCCCUCCGACUUUGAGGAGAGCUGAAGACGUCGCAAGCCUGUGGAGCAACCGCAGGCGCUGCAAAUUAUCACGACGGCCGCCGAAGUGCACCCGACGCCUCCGUCGCCACCCAAAAGUGGCGCAGCACCCGCGACUGCCGAUUCUGAAGAUCUUGUUUCGCAAUUAUAAAUCUGGUCAAAAGCUCGUUUAGUGCUUAAGUAAGGGUAAAAAGAGAAUUUGUACAUAGAUAAAAUCAUUAUCGGUCAUUGAAUAUAUCUAAAGCGCUAAUUAGAGAUAUGGGGCACGAAAAGAGGAGGAAAAAUUUUGAUUAUAAAAAAAAAUUAAAUAAAUGUAUUUUCCCUUGUAGAUUUUUUAUUAUCAUCUCGUUUCCACUGUGGAUGUGUAAAAAGAUCAGGAUGAUGUUAUUUAAUGUUUAAGUGUAGAAUUUUGGAUUAAUCAAAUAUAGGACGAGCGUGAGUUCACUUUCAAUUUUGUCUCAAGCAGAAAAUACACUAUACAUGUUUGUAUGAAUUUUGUAUUUCCAUAUCAGCAUACUAUCGAUGGGUUUUGAUUGAGACUAGCAUUUCUAUGACAGCGCUGUAGAAUUGACAUAGAACAGUUUGAAAUCAUCAUAAAUUAGUAAAAUGACAUGAUGCUCAAAACACAUGAUGAUUUUUUUGACGUGCAAAAGCAAAGACAAGAAAAAUAUGAGCUUAAUUUUGCUUAAAAACUUUUGAUUCUCCCCUUAGAUUAAUUUGUUAGCACUGAUCUGAUAUUUUUCAGCUUAGUGAAUUAUUACCUUUUUUUUAGAAAUUACUCAUUUUUAUAGGGGAGAAAAUUAGCUGAACUAACAAAUUGACUGGAAAAUGACUAAGCUUUGCUGCAAAGCAAUAAAUUUCACCGACAGACAGAGAUAUUGUUUUGCUUCAUGCAGUGGCAUUUAUUGAGGAAAAUAUAGAAUCAUAUAUAGACUGAAAUAUAUAAUAACCCGAAAAAUAAAACGAACGUUUCCCGAGAAGUAUUCUGUGUUCCCUGAUUUCCCUAUUAUUGCAAGAGGCGGCUAAUUUAGAAAUACAUGUAAAUGUUACACACUCUAAGCACACACGAGCUCCAUCACUGCCUGGGAAUAAUUAUUAAAUUUGGUGCUUAAGCCAAAAAUAAUACCAGACCCAAUUUCCCUUGUGUUUUUCAAACCACCUUUUCUCAUCCAUCUCACUUCAGGGAGCUUUUUUAUACGUAAAAAAAUAAUAAUUCAACUAACGCAUUGCAGAUUUAUAUAUCAAGCAUGACACAGAAUUUUUAACCAUCACGUAAUGUAAGCCAAGUGGAUGAUUGAGGGGAGCGCAGUUUUUAUAUAAUAUUAAAAGUUAAUGAGACGUGUAAUAAAAGCUACUAGCGCCAAUUUGAAAUAACUAUCUCUCUGAUAAGUGUUCAGCCACUCUCAACAAUAACCAGCAAAAUAAUGGACACAUCUAGUGUGCAGCGCUCUGUAUUCAUCCUCUAGUAAAAAAGUGUUUCUAAAAUUCAACGGAUUUCAUAGAAAAUUUAGUGAAUUAUUAAGAAACAUCCUAAAAUAUGAACCAGCAAACAAAGAAGCCAUAAAAUUCGCAACUCAAUUAUUUGUUUUAAUUUAUUACAAAAAUAUUUUGAAAAAUAUAUUCUUUGUGGCAAAUUUAUUAAAUUGUUGUAAGUGAUGUAAAAUGUUUGAUGCCAAAAUUCAGUUUCUUCGAUCACGGUGGAAUUUAAGUUGUUGUCUUGUUGUGUUAGAAUUUUACAAUCGCAUUGUACAUUUGUAAAUGGACCUAAUAAAAAUUUAUGGAAUCACA
Neocloeon triangulifer is the source of this 3995-nucleotide messenger RNA. It is a transcript of the gene Trim9, whose product is annotated as E3 ubiquitin-protein ligase TRIM9. The coding region runs from base 40 to 2214 and encodes 724 amino acids. Gene Ontology annotation, molecular function: zinc ion binding; protein binding. NCBI's taxonomy places the organism in Eukaryota, Metazoa, Arthropoda, Insecta, Ephemeroptera, Baetidae. The transcript is spliced from 10 exons. The record is from RefSeq and is a predicted model, not a curated record.